This is a messenger RNA of Mauremys mutica (yellowpond turtle), 2387 nucleotides long. It is a transcript of the gene AP3M1, whose product is annotated as adaptor related protein complex 3 subunit mu 1. The coding region runs from base 173 to 1429 and encodes 418 amino acids. Gene Ontology annotation, biological process: endocytosis; intracellular protein transport. The transcript is spliced from 9 exons. The record is from RefSeq and is a predicted model, not a curated record. NCBI's taxonomy places the organism in Eukaryota, Metazoa, Chordata, Testudines, Geoemydidae. Gene Ontology annotation, cellular component: cytoplasmic vesicle; clathrin adaptor complex.
AUUUGUGUGACCGUGAAGAUCCCAGGCACUCAUCCCACUGCUGUUUCUCAGCAUUUAUUACCUUUAUCCUGGUUAAUGUUUGUAAAGUGCGUGGUGGCUAUGAAGUGCUAAGAAUUUAUGUUUAACAACAGAAUCGUGGUUGUCGUCAAGCCAAAUAAGGUGUGCUGAGAAAAUGAUCCACAGUCUGUUUCUUAUAAACUGUUCUGGUGAUAUAUUCUUGGAGAAGCACUGGAAGAGCGUUGUGAGCCAAUCUGUGUGUGAUUAUUUCUUUGAAGCUCAAGAGAAAGCAGCUGAUGUUGAGAAUGUGCCCCCUGUCAUCUCAACGCCCCACCACUACCUCAUCAGCAUCUACCGGGAAAAAAUCUUCUUUGUGUCUGUCAUACAGACAGAAGUGCCACCACUCUUUGUAAUUGAAUUCCUGCACCGAGUAGCAGAUACAUUCCAGGAUUAUUUUGGAGAGUGCUCUGAGACUGCAAUUAAGGACAAUAUGGUUAUUGUGUAUGAGCUUCUAGAAGAAAUGUUAGACAAUGGCUUUCCAUUGGCAACGGAAUCAAAUAUCUUAAAAGAGUUGAUUAAACCUCCCACGAUUCUGCGCUCUGUUGUCAAUUCCAUCACAGGCAGUAGCAAUAUGGGCGAAACACUUCCCACUGGACAGCUGUCCAACAUUCCUUGGCGCAGAGCAGUGGUAAAGUACACAAACAACGAAGCCUAUUUUGAUGUAAUUGAAGAAAUAGAUGCAAUUAUAGACAAAUCAGGUUCCACAGUCUUUGCAGAAAUUCAAGGUGUCAUUGAUUCCUGCAUUAAGUUGUCAGGAAUGCCUGAUCUUUCUCUUUCUUUCAUGAACCCGAGGCUUCUGGAUGACGUCAGUUUCCAUCCCUGUAUUCGGUUCAAGCGUUGGGAGUCUGAAAGAGUGCUCUCAUUUAUUCCUCCAGAUGGCAACUUCAGACUGAUAUCCUACCGUGUGAGCUCCCAAAACUUGGUAGCAAUUCCUGUGUAUGUGAAACACAUAAUCAGUUUUAAGGAGAACAGCUCUUCAGGGAGAUUCGAUGUUACAAUUGGACCUAAACAGAAUAUGGGGAAGACAGUGGAAGGAGUCAUUGUGACGGUUCAUAUGCCAAAAGCUGUACUAAACAUGAACCUUACUUCCACACAAGGCAGCUAUACAUUUGAUCCCGUCCUUAAAGUGUUAACUUGGGACAUUGGCAAAAUUACCCCUCAAAAGCUACCAAAUCUUAAGGGCAUAGUGAAUCUACAGUCUGGAGCCCCCAAGCCAGAGGAGAAUCCCAGCCUAAACGUUCAGUUUAAGAUACAACAACUAGCUAUUUCAGGAUUGAAAGUAAAUCGCCUUGACAUGUUUGGAGAGAAAUACAAGCCUUUUAAAGGUGUCAAGUACAUCACAAAAGCAGGAAAAUUCCAAGUCCGGACAUGAGAAGAUGCUCUAUUUGCCAGAGCAAGUAGUACUAUUUUUUUUCUUCAGAUUUUGAAAUUGCAACCGCUUAGUGACGUAUGUUGCUAUUAGGUACCAAUUGAGUAAUUAUGCACACUACUUUGGGAUCAAAGCAUUUCUAUUCACAGCAGCUAUUCAAAUUAAAGUGUAAUCUGUUUUUUCAUAAACAUGGCUUUAAACUAGGUUGAUUUUUUUUCCUAACAAUUUCACACUUUUAAUAAAUUCUGUUGAACAAGGAUUGUUUGAGGAUUGGGUGGUUCGCAGAAUGCCACUAACGCACUGCCAAAUAAGAUACCAAAGCCAGGAUUGCAGGUGGUGAAGCACACUGGCAAAGGCCAGGCAACCCAGCAGGACCCUCUUGUGAUGGCAGGUCUUACUGCUGCAGGGUGAGAGAAUACAACACUUUCACUGAGCCUGCCACAAGUUAACACUUCACGGUGCAGCAUGAUAUCACUUCAGAACUAGAAUGCAGCAGAGAGACCUGGUAGGCUUCCAGGGGAGCCUGGGACAUGUCAAAUUUGUCACUUGCCUUGAGAGCCUUUCUGAUGAACAGAAAAAUCUUUUGCUCUUGUUUACAAGAUACUGCCUUAGGAAGUGUUUGCCUUACUCAGCUUUCAUUUGUGCCACAAACAGAGGAGCUGAUAAAAUAACCUUCUGCAUCCAAACCUGGGAGUGAGUGUUGCUUCAGUACUCCAUUUUCUUUCCACUUUUCACCUUACUUUGUAUUUUUUUUUUUUACAAAUACAGUUGCAGAGAAGAUCUAUUUUUAUGUAAAGCCUCAGCUUUGAGUUAGAGGUACUUCCUCUUUGAAGCAAAUGCCACCAGACAUGUGUGCCAUGUGUACAUUGGAGUGUAGCUUUUUAGGUAGCACAAUAGAAAAUGUAUUUAAAGUUUGUAUGCUUUAUUGUAAUUAAAAUAAAAGGGAACUCUGCUGCACCUA